GGGGAGAAGAAAAACACAGGCAGCGCUCAUGAGUGGAGUAGACCAACGUUUGAUUUUCUAACGCAUGUCAACCAACUUUGAAACCUGAAAUAUAAAACAGUAAUUCAAUUUGAAGAGCCGUCCGAUUACUGCACAGUCAAGUAAUGAAGUCUGUGACCACAUACUUCCUCUGGUUGGUGGUCAUGUUGGUGGAAUUCAAACACAGCACCUCCAGAAACACAGAUUCAAACAUAGACCUGUCUUCCAAAAACCUCACCUCUGUCCCAAGUGAUCUACCUUCAACUGUUGAGUUUUUAGACCUAUCGUGUAAUCUCAUAAGUCAACUGGGCAGAAAUGACUUUAAAAACACAUCAAACCUAAAGUUUCUCAACUUGUCAUGGAAUGUUUUAGAGGAGGUUGACUCGGAGACCUUCAGCGGAACGCCGCUCCUACAGGAUCUGGACCUGUCACACAACAAGCUGCAGAACCUGUCAGGACAGCAGUACCUGCUCCACACCAGGAACCUUCGAGUGCUAAACUUGGCUUUCAACAUGUUCCUCACUAUGACCCUGGGCAAUGAGUUCAGUUCUCUAGAAAAGCUUGAAGCACUGGUGCUUGGAGCAAAUAACGUCAGUGUGGGAGAUUUCAAGAAUAUUGCUGAGGUGAAACUAAUGACACUGACCCUCUGCCUGGAGGAUGAAAUAAUCUAUGAGGAGGGCAGCCUGAAAGAUGUCCAGGCUAAAAGGCUUCAGUUGGACUUGACCAAAAAAAAAACAAUGGACUGUGGCCUGAUUGGUGAUUCUCUGCUUCUCUUCAAUGAGGUUGAGCUAAUGAGGUUGACAGGUGGCUACGAUCAGCUAGCAAGGCAGUUGAGCAAGGACACCAAAAUCCACACUUCCCACCUCUAUCUGACAAACAUAUCAGUCAAAUGGAAAGAACUCACCCAGUUUGUGAAUGUAGCUCUCCGCUCCUUCAUUAGCCACCUGACCAUCGCCGAUGUGGCCAUCUUUGAGCCACCUUUUCGGGACACAGUAGUGAGCACGACUUCCAAUUUGACAUCUUUCAAAGCAAGAAGGGCCGUGGUGAUGUCUUUCUUUUUUUCACAGGAGGCUGUAUACAACUACUUCAUCAACAUGCCAGUAGAAAGCAUGUCGAUCUUAGAGACGUCUAUUAUACACAUGACCUGCCCAAAGUCCCAGAGUCCCAUCCAUCAGUUGGACUUUUCCAAUUGUGCCCUAUCUGAUACCAUCUUCUCUAGAAUAGAGAGUCAAGAGCCUCUGGAAUGUGAGAAUCUGGGAAAUUUGAAAAACUUGAUUCUGCAUGGAAAUAACCUCAAGAACCUUCAAGUCCUGAGCAAGCGAGUACAAUACAUGAGCUCCCUGCAAUAUCUGGACCUCAGCCUCAACUCCUUGACUUAUGACAUGCUAGUGGGAUGUGUCUGGCCCCCCAAAAUUACUAAUAUGAAUCUGUCUUCUAAUGGGCUGACAGAUUCUGUUUUUAAAUGUCUGCCAAACAGAACUAAAAUACUCGACCUCCAGAAUAACCAAGUUUCUGCAGUGCCAGCAUCCCUCUUGAAAAUGGACUACCUUUUGUCUCUGGAUCUGAGUGCAAACCGUCUACGGGACCUGCCAGUGUGUGAUGGGUUCCCUUCUCUAACCAUGCUUCUACUGAGAGCAAACUCACUCCAUGCCCCAUCUGUACACAACCUGGAAAGCUGCCCCAACCUGAAACUCCUGGAUGCCAGUCAUAAUCCCUUCAUCUGCACCUGUGCUCUAAGACGUUUCAGAAGCUUUGGCAUCAAUUCUGAAGGGAAGAAUGGUCACACAAGAACACAGCUACUGAGCUGGCCAUCAGACUAUUACUGUAGCUACCCAGAGGCGUUUAGGAACUUCACCUUGAAAGUUUUCUGGAUCCCAGAAGUUUCCUGCAAUGCUGGUGUGCUAGCUGCCACUAUCUUAGGCCCUGCAUUUAUAGUGAUUAUCACAGUGGUGAGCCUGUGCCACCGUCUGGAUGUCCCAUGGUACAUGGGCAUGAUCUGGCAGUGGACCAGGGCCAAACACCGAGCCAGAACUCAACAGCUCCGGCCUGAAGACAUGGAGGGGGUUGAAUUCCAUGCUUUUGUGUCCUACAGCCAGCAUGAUGCCGAAUGGGUGCAAAACUCCCUCCUACCCAACCUCGAGGGCCCAGCAGGAGGGCUCAGCAUCUGCUACCAUGAGAAGAACUUUGUUCCAGGGAAGACAAUCGUUGAAAAUAUUAUGCGCUGCAUAGAGAAGAGCAGACGCUGUGUGUUUGUGCUCUCUACCCACUUUGUCAAGAGUGCGUGGUGCCACUAUGAGCUAUACUUUGCCAGCCACCAGCACCUUGCCCGUGGAUCUGACAGUGUGGUCCUGGUCUUGCUGGAGCCUCUGCCUCAAUACCUAAUCCCAUCCAAAUACUAUCAGCUGAAGACCAUGAUGGAAAGGCACACAUACUUGGAAUGGCCUCAGGACCGGGCCAAGCACAGGCUUUUCUGGGCUAACCUCAGAGCUGCCCUGCAGUCAAACCUGCCGAAUGCACUGGUGAGACAAAAUGAGGAGUGACUGAGGGUGGG
Molecule: messenger RNA, 2569 nt
Organism: Lampris incognitus (smalleye Pacific opah)
Lineage: Eukaryota; Metazoa; Chordata; Actinopteri; Lampriformes; Lampridae
Gene: tlr1
Product: toll-like receptor 1
Exons: 2
Coding region: 144-2558 (804 amino acids)
Biological process (GO): toll-like receptor signaling pathway; immune response; inflammatory response
Cellular component (GO): membrane
Molecular function (GO): transmembrane signaling receptor activity; protein binding
Source: RefSeq, a predicted model, not a curated record